GGGAGAGGGAGGAUUGGAAGCUGCAGCAACAGGGAGGGAGGAGCGAGCGCCGGCGCCGCGUUUUGUCUCCGUUUUCUCCCCGUCGCUGCUCCCGUGCCCCGCUUCUGUAAUCUUUGAAGAUCACCACAAGAAUCAGAUUGGCCUGCUGUUUAGAAUUCAUUCUGCAUACCAUUCGCAAGCUCUUUUUGAAAAAGUUGAAAGUGUAUUUGGAGCACACCAUUUCAUUUAAAAAAAAGCAGAGCCAUGGCUUCCCUUCAGUUUUUUGCCAGACCCCCCCUGCCUCGCUUGGCGUACCAUCGGAUCUGCGGCCGAGACCCCGGUGUAGUCUUCCUGCCGGGGUUUAAGUCCAACAUGAACGGGGAGAAAGCGUUGGCUUUGGAAGAGUUUUGUUCUUCAGCAGGUCAUUCCUUCAUCAGGUUUGAUUACUCUGGCUGCGGCAGCUCAGAGGGGAACCCUGAGGAAUCCUUGCUGGGGACUUGGAAGAAUGAUGUGCUCACUGUCUUGGAUAAUCUCACCACAGGACCUCAGAUCCUGGUGGGAUCCAGUAUGGGCGGGUGGCUCAUGUUACUGGCUUCCCUCGCCAGGCCGAAGAAAGUGGCUGGAAUGGUCGGCAUAGCAAACGCAGCUGAUUACUUUGUGAAUAGAUUCAAUCAGCUUCCUCCAGAGUCGCGGAGGGAAGUGGAGGAGACGGGCGAGUGGAAGUUGCCCUCCAGGGACAGUGCCGGCGGCUUCUACACGCUGAAACACGAGUUUAUAAAGGAGUCGGAGGACCACUGCGUGCUGGGGAGCGGCAUCCCUGUGGCCUGCCCGGUGCGGCUCCUCCACGGCAUGAAGGACGAGGUGGUUCCCUGGCGCAACUCCGUCAGGGUGGCUGAGCAGCUGGCCAGCGACGACGCCGACAUCAUCCUGCGCAAGAACGCCGACCACCGCAUGUCCCGGCCGGAGGACCUGAAGCUGCUGCUCUCUGUGGUGGACGACCUCAUCCGCAAGUUAACCAAAGCCCAUCUGCAUUAGUCCAGUCUCGUUUGAACAUCGAGUCACAGAGGCACACAGCGUGGAAACGGGCCCCUCGGCCCACACUAGUGGAUGGUCAGCCAUCAUCAUAUUGAAUGGCGGUGCAGGCGCGAAGGGCCGAAUGGCC
This is a messenger RNA of Amblyraja radiata (thorny skate), 1141 nucleotides long. RefSeq names its product mycophenolic acid acyl-glucuronide esterase, mitochondrial-like. Gene Ontology annotation, molecular function: hydrolase activity, hydrolyzing O-glycosyl compounds; palmitoyl-(protein) hydrolase activity. The record is from RefSeq and is a predicted model, not a curated record. The transcript is spliced from 6 exons. Gene Ontology annotation, biological process: protein depalmitoylation. Bases 244 to 1014 code for a protein of 256 amino acids. Lineage: Eukaryota; Metazoa; Chordata; Chondrichthyes; Rajiformes; Rajidae. Gene Ontology annotation, cellular component: mitochondrion.